CAGCAACAUGGCGGCGCCCUUGCAUGACUGCUGAGCAACUGUUCAUGUCGGCAAAAAAGCGAGAGAAGCAUCGAGUUUUCCUCACUUAUACUGCAGCGGGUUAGAAGAGGAGACGGAGAGCGAGUGUGAUGAAAAUGGACGCUGAGCUUCUGAAUUCGCCCGCGGUGGCGCUGUCGGAGGAAGAGGAGGCCGAUAUGAGUGACUGGAACCUUCCUCUGGCCUUCAUGAAGAAACGCCACCUGGAGAAGAUCGAGGGAUCAAAAGCUCUCGCGCAGAGCUGGAGGAUGAAGGACCGGAUGAAGACAGUGAGUGUUGCCCUGGUUUUGUGUCUGAACGUUGGUGUUGAUCCUCCUGAUGUGGUGAAGACGUCACCCUGUGCCAGACUCGAGUGCUGGAUAGAUCCACUCUCGAUGAGUCCACAGAAGGCCCUGGAGACAAUCGGGGCAAACCUGCAGAAGCAGUACGAAAACUGGCAACCCAGGGCACGCUAUAAGCAGAGUUUGGACCCCACCGUGGAUGAAGUGAAGAAGCUGUGUACAUCUUUGAGACGGAAUGCUAAAGAAGAGCGCGUCCUGUUUCACUAUAAUGGUCACGGUGUUCCCCGGCCCACCGUCAACGGAGAGAUCUGGGUCUUCAACAAGAACUACACACAGUACAUCCCUCUGUCUAUAUACGACCUGCAGACGUGGAUGGGCAGUCCGUCCAUCUUUGUGUAUGACUGCUCUAAUGCUGGCAUCAUCGUCAAGUCCUUCAAACAGUUUGCUCUACAGAGAGAGCAGGAGCUGGAGGUAGCAGCGAUAAACCCCAACCACCCUCUGGCCCAGAUGCCGCUUCCACCAUCCAUGAAGAACUGCAUCCAGCUUGCAGCGUGUGAAGCUAACGAGCUCCUGCCUAUGAACCCUGACCUCCCUGCUGACCUGUUCACCUCCUGCCUCACCACGCCCAUCAAAAUCGCUCUACGCUGGUUUUGUAUGCAGAAAAGUGCCAAGCUGGUACCCGGAGUGACGCUGGAUCUGAUAGAAAAGAUCCCUGGCCGGCUGAAUGACCGGAGAACACCUUUAGGAGAGCUGAACUGGAUCUUCACUGCUAUAACAGACACCAUUGCAUGGAACGUACUGCCUAGAGAUCUGUUUCAGAAACUGUUCCGCCAGGAUCUACUAGUUGCCAGUCUGUUCCGUAACUUUCUAUUGGCUGAGAGGAUUAUGAGGUCAUAUAACUGCACUCCGGUCAGUAGCCCCAGGUUACCGCCCACCUACAUGCACGCUAUGUGGCAGGCGUGGGACCUGGCCGUGGAUAUUUGCCUCUCUCAACUUCCCACUAUUAUUGAAGAGGGCACAGCAUUCAGGCACAGUCCGUUCUUUGCAGAGCAGCUCACAGCGUUUCAGGUGUGGCUCACUAUGGGAGUGGAAAACAGGAACCCACCUGAGCAGCUUCCCAUCGUCCUGCAGGUCCUCCUCAGUCAGGUGCACAGACUGCGAGCGUUGGACCUGCUGGGCCGGUUUCUGGACCUCGGACCCUGGGCCGUCAGUCUGGCUCUGUCCGUGGGGAUCUUCCCGUACGUGUUGAAGUUGUUGCAGAGUUCGGCAAGAGAGCUGCGGCCGCUCCUCGUCUUCAUCUGGGCCAAGAUCCUCGCCGUCGACAGUUCGUGUCAGGCCGAUCUGGUGAAGGAUAGCGGACAUAAGUACUUCCUGUCCGUCCUGGCUGAUCCCUACAUGCCUGCGGAGCAUCGGACCAUGGCGGUGUUUAUCCUGGCAGUGAUUGUCAACAACUACAACACAGGACAGGAGGCGUGCUUACAGGGGAAUCUGAUAGCGAUCUGUUUGGAGCAGCUGAACGACCCUCACCCUCUCUUGCGCCAGUGGGUGGCCAUAUGCCUCGGUCGUAUCUGGCACAACUUCGAUUCGGCCCGCUGGUGCGGCGUAAGAGACAGCGCUCACGAAAAACUCUACAGCCUCCUGUCCGACCCCAUACCUGAGGUGAGAUGUGCAGCUGUGUUCGCACUGGGGACAUUCGUCGGAAAUUCAGCCGAGAGGACGGACCAUUCCACCACCAUCGACCACAAUGUAGCCAUGAUGUUAGCUCAGCUCAUCAAUGACGGCAGCCCCGUGGUCAGGAAGGAGCUGGUGGUGGCUUUGAGUCACCUGGUGGUUCAGUAUGAGAGCAAUUUUUGCACCGUGGCGCUGCAGUUCAUGGAGGAGGAGAAGAACUACGCAGCGCCCUCAUCUGCCAACGCUACAGAGGCGGGUAACGUGACCCCGGUGAGGGAGAGAGACAGUCCGGCUGUUCCUCGUCUCAGACCUGUUAACUCCUACACCAACAUCCGAGCAGCCAGCAGCGCUCGCAGCCUCAACAAGAGCCUCCAAAACCUCAACCUCAACGAGGAGGGUGGCCCAGUGACCUUUUCCCCUGGUAAUCUGAGUGCCAGCAGCAGUGCCAGCAGCACACUGGGCAGCCCAGACAACGACGAGUACCUACUGUCUUUCGAGACCAUCGAUAAGAUGAGACGAGUCAGUUCGUACUCCUCCCUCAACUCUCUCAUUGGUGUAUCGUUUAACAGCGUUUACACUCAGAUCUGGCGAGUGUUGCUACACCUGGCUGCUGAUCCCUUCCCCGAGGUGUCUGACCUGGCCAUGAAGGUCCUGAACAGCAUCGCUUACAAGGCUACAAUGAACGCCCGGCCGCAGAAGAUUCUCGACUCUGGUUCUCUUACCCAAUCAGCACCAGCCAGUCCAACCAGCAAAGGAACCCUCAUUCACCAAGCAGGUGGGUCUCCACCCAUCCCGGGCGUUUCUAGUUCAAGCCUCACCAAUGACGUGACAAAGCCACCACAAGCCCCGCCCUCCAGGCCUCCAUACACACCCACUCUGGGUUCUCAGGCUCCACCUCAUUCGCACCAGUUCUCAAGGACACGCAAAAUGUUCGACAAGGGACCUGAUCAGAUGACAGAGGAUGGUGAUGACGCUCCUGGUCACAGACACUUCAUCAGUGUGACGUUGCAGACCGGACUGUGUGACUGGAGCGCUAAAUAUUUUGCCCAACCUGUCAUGAAGAUCCCCGAGGAGCAUGAUGUGGAGAGUCAGGUGAGGAAGGAGAGAGAGUGGAGGUUUCUGAGGAACGGCCGGGUCAGGAGACACAGCCAGCGCAUCACACAAAAAGGAAUCACACGAUUGGACGACCAGAUUUUUAUAAACAGGAACCCUGGAGUGCCCUCUGUGGUGAAGUUUCACCCCUUUAACCCCUGCAUCGCCGUGGCUGAUAAAGACUCCAUCUGUUUCUGGGACUGGGAGAAGUCUGAAAGGUUGGAUUAUUUCUACAAUGGAAAUCCUCGUUACACCCGGAUCACAGCGAUGGAAUACCUGAACGGACACGAUUGUUCCCUCCUUCUCACAGCUACUGAUGACGGCGCGCUGAGGAUAUGGAAGAACUUUGCAGAUCAGAGGAAUCCAGAGAUGGUGACGGCGUGGCAAGGGCUUUCAGACAUGCUGCCCACCACACGAGGUCUUGCUCGGCGGGUUUCAAUCUAUCUUGACAGAAGUAAGCAGGGAGGUGCAGGUAUGGUGGUUGACUGGGAGCAGGAGAACGGCCUCCUCAUGACCUCUGGAGAUGUUCGGGUUAUCAGGAUCUGGGACACUGAGAGAGAGAUGAAGGUUCAGGACAUCCCAACAGGAGCUGACAGCUGUGUGACGAGUAUAUCAUGUGACCCUCAGCGCUCUCUAGUGGUGGCCGGACUGGGUGAUGGCUCAGUACGUGUGUAUGAUCGCAGGAUGGCUCCCAACGACUGUCGUGUGAUGAUGUAUCGAGAGCAUGCAGCAUGGGUGGUGAAGGCUCAUCUGCAAAGGGAGGCAGAUGGACAGAUCAUUAGUGUUAGUGUGAAUGGGGACGUGCGAUUCUUUGAUCCUCGGAUGCCCGACUCCAUCAACGUACUGCAGACGGUGAAGGGACUCACGGCACUGGAUAUUCAUCCACAGGCCAACCUGUUUGCAUGUGGAUCUAUGAAUCAGUUCAUCGCAGUGUACAACUCCAGUGGUGAUGUCAUCAGUAAUAUAAAGUAUUAUGACGGUUUCAUGGGGCAGAGGAUCGGCGCCAUCAGCUGCUUGGCCUUCCACCCCUACUGGCCGCACUUGGCCGUGGGCAGUAACGACUACUACAUGUCCAUCUAUUCAGCGGAGAAAAGACUGAGAUAACAGUGUGAACUCUGACCUCUUGACCUUUUGACCUUACUUGCCAUACACAGGCAGGAUGUAAAUGACUUCUGUACAUAUGCAACUACCAUCAUGAAUGUUUAGUGAAGGCUGCUGAACUCACACAGUGAAAUAACGAUAGUAAUAACAGAAACAUUAUUAUUAAUAUUAUUAUUAUUAUUGUCAUGACUCUUUACAUUCUGAAGUUAUUGAUUGUACACUUGGCUGUGCUGAGCAGUUUGUAUAUUUAACUGCAUAUAGAAAUAUUUUACAGCUCGGUUAGGAGACUUUACAACCUGGUGGGUCUAAAAGGGAGCGGAGUCUGGGCCUUGAAGUGGGCGGGUCUUACUUAUAAAGCAUUAUAUGUUUAGUCAGUGUCAAAUGCUCAUAUUGGGAGCAACUUUAAAAAAGUGUAAAUAAGAUCGGAGUCUAGAUGGGGCGGAGACGGGGAGUUGUAGUGCAUUAAUACUAGCAUUAAGACUCCCAAAGUGGGUGUGGUCUGUGCCAACACAUCAUGAGUCCAAGAGUAAGGCGCAUAAGCUUAGGAUUUAUAUGAGGAGGCAUGUCUGGGAUUGAAAGCUUGGGAUUAAAAUGGGCGGUGUCAUUUCAUUCAUCAAUUAUAAAACAUCGAGGAUAUAAAAAAGUGGUGGAAUCUGGCAGUAGGAGCCUGAGUGAGGGUGCACACUCGAAAUCAACACAUUACAGAUGUGUAAAAAGGGCCCGGUUUGGGAGCGGGGCCCAAUACGUGGGCGGAGUUUGACAGUGAAUGCAGUAGAAGUUGUUUUGUUUUGAAUGACACUUAAACAGAUUUUACUAAACAAACACAAUAAUAAUUAUGUUUACUAUAUUUUUAUUGCAAUUAUCAUUAGCGUGCUACGCUACAUGGCCGAAAGUAUGUAAACACCCCUCCUAAACACUGAGAUUACGUGUUUAACACACACCGAUUGCUAACGGUUGUAUGAAAUAAAUGAAAUGCUUCCAACUUUGUGGCAACAGUUGUGGCAGGUUCUUUCCUGGUCCAGCAUGACUGUGUCCCUGUGCAAGAACUGUAGAAGAACUCCUGCACAGAGCCCUGACCUCAGCCCUCAUGACCAGCUUCACUAUGCACUUGAACCUUAAUUGCCACUUGCCGAAAGCUUUCUCAUUCUUAGAGGAAUGGAGACUGUUGGAGCUGCAGAUGUGGAAUGGGAUGUUUAACAAUCUCAUGGUCAGGUGUCCAAAUACCUUUGGCCAUGUAGUGUAUUUUGUUUGAUAUCAUGCAUAAAGGUAAAGCCUAGAAAUUAGAUUUUGGUACCAAAAUUCUGCCUGAUUUUAAUGGUGAAUUUAUUUAUUUGGCUUUUUUGAUGGACACCUGAACCUUCCUGGAGUCACAAUAAUCAAAGCACAUUUCAGACAUAAAAAAAACAAUUUCUCCAGCAGGGAGACAGGGAGAGAAAGGGAAAACGGUAUGGAGAAGUCGUGUGUUUGUGUUAGAAACAGUACUCAGAUUUUUGUAUCUUCUUUUUCACGUUGUAUGUUGCCUUGUUUUUUAUUUCUAUCAUUUUGUCUGUCUUAAUCUUGCUCAACAAAAUAAUGACGUUUUAACCAAAAUUCUCUUUCUUCACACACACUUCACCAUCAGAAAAAUAAAAAUAAAAGGAUAAAUAAGUAAAUAAAAAAUUACCUCAUGUUUGCAUCUGACCCAUUUCAGAAGCAAAUCUGUUUGCAUGAAGCUCUUUGGCCCCUAACCCACAUGUAGCGCCCUCUAGAAUAGCAGCGACUCCCCGACACGCCCCUGUACGGCUCUACUGCUUUAAAUUUUAUUGUUUUAGAUUAAAAAUUUGAAAAAAGAGAAGCUAGUAGGAUGAAGCGAUGCAAUCAGGUGUUCUCUGUGACUGUAGACUGCUUUUGCUGGCUGUGGUUUUAUGAUGAGAAGAAAUCAUUCAAAUAAAACCAAAUACACACUAA
Molecule: messenger RNA, 6128 nt
Organism: Trichomycterus rosablanca
Lineage: Eukaryota; Metazoa; Chordata; Actinopteri; Siluriformes; Trichomycteridae
Gene: rptor
Product: regulatory associated protein of MTOR, complex 1
Exons: 36
Coding region: 129-4184 (1351 amino acids)
Biological process (GO): cellular response to amino acid stimulus; cellular response to starvation; TORC1 signaling
Cellular component (GO): cytoplasm; TORC1 complex
Molecular function (GO): protein-macromolecule adaptor activity; protein binding
Source: RefSeq, a predicted model, not a curated record